Messenger RNA from Argentina anserina (silverweed cinquefoil), 405 nucleotides. RefSeq lists its product as uncharacterized. Bases 1 to 405 code for a protein of 134 amino acids. The transcript has 3 exons. The record is from RefSeq and is a predicted model, not a curated record. NCBI's taxonomy places the organism in Eukaryota, Viridiplantae, Streptophyta, Magnoliopsida, Rosales, Rosaceae.
AUGGAUUCUUCCACUGUAAAAACUGUUACACCAUCUGGUUCUCCCUUCUGGUUACAUUGGCGCUGGCCUAAAAUUUCAUUGAUUUCUUUGAGGAUUUUGUUUUCCACUUCAGGAUGCUUCUGUACCAACCAAAAAAACCAUGUUCGAUCCUUCACUGUACUUUCAGCAAAACAAUGCACUGUUUUAGUUGCUUCCUUGAGCCUCUUCUCGAACCCAAUUCCAAACAACUUCAUUGGCUUCCAAACAAAAGGUGGCACCAUGAAUCUGAACACAGUGAGCUCAGUAGCUUCUUCAAAGGCCUUCACAAAGGGAAGUUGGGGCAAAUCAAGGUCCAAACACCCUGAAUCAACUCCAAGAGCUACAGAGCAAAUGUUGUCGAAAGUAAACCGAAGAAGCACUUCUUGA